Messenger RNA from Thalassophryne amazonica, 3665 nucleotides. It is a transcript of the gene faf1, whose product is annotated as Fas (TNFRSF6) associated factor 1. The coding region runs from base 209 to 2233 and encodes 674 amino acids. The record is from RefSeq and is a predicted model, not a curated record. Gene Ontology annotation, molecular function: ubiquitin binding; NF-kappaB binding. The transcript has 20 exons. Lineage: Eukaryota; Metazoa; Chordata; Actinopteri; Batrachoidiformes; Batrachoididae. Gene Ontology annotation, cellular component: nucleus; endoplasmic reticulum.
AUCACCGCGUCUUCCGCUCAGGAAUUCACGACAUCUGCUUUCACUUUACGUUAGCCGUGAAUCAGGGGUACUAGCUCAAUAAUGAUAUGGAAUAACUGUAUUCUGUAGCGUUAUUUUUGCGAACUGUGGCUAACUGAAGCCGCUAAAUCCCAAUAAAGGCGUGAAAGCGACGAGAGCCGGUGGAAGAAGCUUUUAGCCAGUCAUUGCCAUGGCCUCCGACAGCAGCGACAGCAGCAUGGACAGAGAAAUGAUUCUGGCUGACUUUCAGGCGUGCACUGGUAUUGACAACAUUGCAGAGGCAAUCGCACUGUUGGAGCUUAACAACUGGGAUUUAGUGAGAGCCAUCAAUGGAGUUAUACCACAAGAGAAUGGGAUUUUGCAAAGUAACUUUUCCAGUGAAGUGAGCCAGUCUAGCAGCUAUGGACCUCCAAGCCAUUCAGAAGCAGCUGAUGCAGCAGAAGGAGGUCCUCCUCCUCCACCCUCAUCUUCAUCUUCAUCCUCUUCCCCCCCAUUGUCUUCAGCUUCAGUUUUUUGCCCCAUCAACCCCUCAUCCCGACACAUUGUAGAACGUCAGCCACGGAUGCUUAACUUCAGGGUUGAGUACCGACAGCGCUCUGUGGAGCUGGUGGUGGAGGAAGGCAGCACAGUUGGAGAGGUCAAGCAGAUCCUUGAGACAGAGCUUGGGGUUCCAGUAUCCAAAAUGCAACUGAAGGGAUGGAAGAGUGGAGAUGUAACUGAUAGUAUGUUACUAAGAAGUUUACACCUGCCCAAGAACAACAGCCUAUAUGUCCUGACCCCAGACAUUGCUCCUACCGCCAGCACCAGCAAAAACAGCACUCUUCAAGAUUCAUUAAACCAGAAUUUCCUCCUGGUUAUCAGUCACCGUGAGGCCCAACGAGACUACAGCCUCAACUUUCCUGGCUCCAGAACCAUACAAGAGGUAAAGAGGAAUGUUUCAGACCUGACAAACAUCCCAGUGCGGCAUCAGCAGUGGGAAGGAUGGCCUGCUUCAGCAUCUGACGACUCUAUGACGCUUGCUGUCUCUGGGAUCAGCUAUCCUUGCCAUCACCUCAGUGUUUGUAGAAAAUCCUCACCAGCCAAUGCACAGGAGCCAACAGAAGAGUGUACAGAUGUCCAUAUGAUCAGUGACAGUGAAGGGGAUGAUUUUGAGGAUGCAUCAGAGUUUGGUGUGGACGAUUCAGACAUGUUUGGAAUGGGCUCCUCAAGUUGUCGAAAAUCACCUAUGAUGCCAGAGAAUAGUGAGCAUGAAGCUGAUGCCUUACUUCACUUUACUGCUGAAUUUUCUUCAAGGUACGGAGACACCCACCCAAUGUUCUUUGUUGGGUCUUUGGAGGCCGCAUCUCAAGAGGCCUUCUAUGGCAAAGCCAGAGAUAGAAAGCUGUUGGCCAUCUACCUCCACAAUGAUGACAGUGUCCUCAGCAAUGUCUUUUGCUCCCAGAUGAUGUGUGCUGACUCCAUUGUGUCAUAUCUGAGCCAGAACUUCAUUACAUGGGCGUGGGACGUCACUAGAGAAGCUAACAAAGCCAGACUACUCACCAUGUGUACGAGGCACUUUGGCAGCGUGGUGACACAGACUAUACGGACAUAUAAAACAGACCAGUUUCCCUUGCUUCUAAUAGUCAUGGGCAAACGAACAUCCAAUGAAGUUCUCAAUGUUAUUCAGGGUAAUACAACAGUGGAUGAACUCAUGAUGAGGUUAAUGGGGGCAGUGGAGAUUUUCACAGCACAGCAACAAGAAGACAUCAAAGAUGAGGAUGAACGUGAGGCAAGGGAGAUGGUGAAGAGAGAACAGGACGAGGCCUACCGUCUGUCUCUAGAAGCUGACCGUAAGAAGAGAGAAGCCCAAGAAAGAGAAGAGGCAGAGCAGGUUCGCCUAGAACAGAUGAGAAAGGAACAAGAGGAGGAGAAGGAGGCAAUCCGUUUGUCACUGGAGCAGGCCCUGCCACCAGAGCCCGAUGAGGAGUCAGGAGGACAAAUCAGCAAAUUACGAGUCCGCACACCAAGCGGCGAGUUUCUGGAAAGGCGUUUCCUGGGCAGCUGUAAACUCCAGGUCCUCUUCGACUUUGUGGCCUCCAAAGGAUACCCCUCUGAUGAGUUCAAGCUACUCACCACCUUUCCUCGUAGAAAUAUCACCCAAUUAGAUCCAAGGUCGACUCUGCUCGAGGCCAAACUGUUUCCACAGGAGACGCUUUUCCUGGAGGCUAAAGAAUAAGAAGUGGCUCUUUGACAGCUGAGAGGGCCGGCGGACUGACUGACUAACUGGUUGGACACACUAGUCACCGAGCAAGGCCAAAUCAGUCUGGGCCUACAGUAUAUGAACAUGCAAACAAAAAGACCACGCCCCCUCACACAUACAUAAACACACUGGCAUGCGGUGACACACAAGUUCAAGUAAGCUUCUGUGCUAUAUGCGUGGUCGUGGUACGUGAAUGCCUAUAUGCGCUGCACAGAGGAGCAAUGAUGGUAUCACAAGCACACAGCCAAACACUCAUCCCUCCUGUCUCCCCCAAUAUACUUUGUCAAGCCUUCUCGCCCACUUCACGUACCCAACUGCUGUGUCAUGGUUUUCUGUCACCACGUAAACACAACAGAGUGCAAUGAUCAUGUUGAGACUGAGUAUUCAGAUUUUUGUUACAGGACUUGAACUCCUGUUUCCACAUUCAACACACAAAGGCUGCUUUUUUUUAAAGACCUUGAGUUCUGUGUUUGAAAUGCUCAAAAAUAAAAUAAAUGAGAGAUGCUGCUCGCAGAAGACUGAGAUGUCCCAUCUCCACCACCAUUUAACUUCUCCAAACUUUAUUUUCAAUUUCCUGCAUUCUCUUGCCCCAUCUUCCACCUCACACCCGACCACCCAGCCCGUGAUGCUGGUUAGGUUUGGACGAGCCUCCCCAACAUCUGCUGUUCCCCUCAUUCUCUCCUCCACCUGGUUUUAACAUUGCCUGAUCCAUCAGAUAACGGCAAUGGGUUUGUCAGUUUUAUUUCAUUUCCUUUUGACUUUUUAAGUUUGAUGCUGUAUUAGUUUUAGUUUGAUAUGCAUUCUAUAAAAUAUAUGAUUACGAACAUCUAUUUGUCUUACACAGCAAUUUGUUGAAACUUUCUCUCUCUCUCUCUCUCGCUCACACACACACAUACGCACACACACACACACACACACAAUAUUAUUUAAAAGAAACAAUUUUGAUCUCAUAUUUUCUUAAGAAAAGACUUGUUUGAACACGCCUGGGGGAAUUUUAGUAGAUUGAUUUGAUAUUACUAUGAGGUAUUGUUAGAAAUCUCUUGAGGGUUUUUGAAGCUAGUAUAACAUAGAUUUUAUGAUUUUGGUUUGUGUGUAGUGUAUCUUUUUUUUUUUUUUUUUUUAAGAAACCUAAAUUUAAAUGUUUGUUUUUUUUAUUUGAACAUGUGCCUUUUCUUUGGAGACUUGAAAUUUUUCCUACAUUUGUGAUAAACCAAAAACUAAAGCCACAGAAAUAACACUAAAAAGGACCCCCACAUCUAACAAGCUAACAUUGCCAUGACAUUGCUAUGAGGUUGCAACUGUGUUGUAAAAUGUUGCAGAACAUUGUGACAGCAUAAUGUUGUAUGGUGCCAAACACAUGACAAUUUUAUAAUAUGUUAAAUUACAUUAAAGUAAUGAUUUAAUGUGA